Messenger RNA from Xenopus tropicalis (tropical clawed frog), 458 nucleotides. It is a transcript of the gene apov1, whose product is annotated as apovitellenin 1 gene 1. Gene Ontology annotation, cellular component: chylomicron. The record is from RefSeq and is a predicted model, not a curated record. Bases 55 to 384 code for a protein of 109 amino acids. NCBI's taxonomy places the organism in Eukaryota, Metazoa, Chordata, Amphibia, Anura, Pipidae. Gene Ontology annotation, molecular function: enzyme inhibitor activity. Gene Ontology annotation, biological process: lipid metabolic process. The transcript has 4 exons.
UUGGUUUGUGUGUACAACGCUAGGAAUGAAGGAAGUGUUUGGGUACAAGGCACAAUGGCCACGUGGUACAGAAGUGCAUGCGCGGUGGCGCUCUUGGUCGUUGUGCUGAUUGGGAUCUUAGGAGAAACUGCUGGCGAGGGCGACAGAAAGGGGGUGACAAAGAGACACAUCCAGCGCGGAUGGCUGGCUCUACCCGAUGAGAUUGGGACGUAUCUGUACAAUGUAGUGAAUGCAACUUCACCCAAAGCCGGAGAGAUGCUCAGGGACUUGGGUGACAAAGAAUGGUUCAUAGAAGCCAGGCGACUCCUGUUAACGUCAUUGAUGUCAGUGGAUUACGCCGUGUACGAGUCCUACAAAUAUAUCAGAAAGAUAUGGGAGCCUUGAAGACUGGGUUACGGCCAUUGGCUUGAACAUAUGAAAACCUGGAAUUAAUGGCCCAAUAAAGCAUUCUGUGUGAC